UUGGCUAAUCCGCAUAAAUGUUUGCACGCCUGUGCAGAAGGAGGCGUAUUGUCAAGUCAGCAAGUGUUAAAUAGACUUUUCAGAAGGCAGUGAUGAAGUCCAUAAUCUCUGACCUGCGCUUGAAAUAUGCAGAAAAGACUUGGAAUGAAACCUUCCAGCUUGUAAGAAGAUGCAUGGACAAAUCCAGAGAUGAAUCCAAACCCUGUGAGCUGCUGGGUAGAUCCCUGGAAAGGCUCCAGGAAGUGUUUAAUGUGUCCUCUAUGAACGCCAUGAGGUCUCGUCUGGAGAUGAUAGCCAAACAACGAGGGAUGGGCUUUCACAUCACUGAGGCCACAUGCUACCUGACAGCCGACUUAUUCUACCUGGAAGUGGUGUUGCUGCCAUGUGGUGGGGUGGAGGAAGUAAAGGUGGCCCCACACGGAGGUUCCCCUGUUUCCAGUGAAUCCCUUCUUCAGCUGCUGAGGUCAAAAAAUUUUGCUGACUUCUCUAUGAAAUUGGAAGGCCUCUUCACCCAGUACAACAUCCCUGGAGACAAUGAUGUCAAAUUAAAACUGUUUGCAUCUCUACAAUACCUUGGAAAAGACUUGCAAGUACUAUCACAUUUGUCAAGGGUAACAGAGGACAGUGACCCCCAAAUGGACAUGAUUACCAAUAGCAGGAUUGGGUGUCUAAUAGCUGGAAAAGAAGAUUGCCCUUUGACUAUCCAGUUCUAUACAAUCCCAACUGAUGGGAUGAAGACUUCAGUUGCACAAAUUCCAGGUAUGGAGCCAGUUGUGCAGGCAGCUCAGGUGACCGUGAGCCCCAGCGAUGCCACUCACAAGCUUCAGAUGGCAUCUGUGAUCCCACAGCCUCCACAGCUGGAUCUCCAGGGUUAUCCAGUGUUUACACCACUGAGUGAGGGGCCAUAUGAGACGUUUCCUGCCUGCUUUCUGCUCAAACUGAAGCCAGCGAUACCAAUGAUGCUGUCUUUUGUUAAGAAGCUUAGCCAAAUUACAGAUGUGACCAUACCAGAUGUUGACCUGCAGUGGGCACCAUUACCCAAGCUUCUGCAGAGAUGUUCACUAAGUGCAAACAGCCAUGGGGAGACAUUAGAUGAGCAGGAUACUAUUUUUACUGUGCCUCUUCCUGGUGAUGUGAUGCACAGUUAUAUUUUCCCUGGAGCUGCAUGGGAGGUGCCUGCCCAGAGAGCGACUGUGAUGGACAAUAUUCCCUUCACCCAUCCGGCCCACGUACCAGCCCUGCUGGAGCUGCUGCGCCAUCAAUGUGCCAUCAACACCCUACUGAGAAGCUGUAUGUGCACCAGUCCAGGAUCUGCUCGUGACCUGCAUUUCGAAGUCCUUCCGGAGUCUGACACCAGCUUUUCUGUGACCUUUCACCGACCUGACACCGACUCCCUUGCUGUUUGUGAGCAUUUCCCACACAUUUUUAUUAAAGUACUGAUGGACAUUUCUGAUUGUCAUCAGAUUAACUGCAGUUUGUUUGGAGCAGGAAUAGGGGAUUCCUCUAUGGAUGAAUAUGUCUCCAGUGUUUUAAAGAGGUGCAUGUCCGUUCCUGUAACCCUGCAAGCAUUAUACAGCAAGAUAGAGCAGAUCACCUCUACCCCACUUUCUCCCAGCCGCACAUCCACCGCAGAGGCCGAAAAUGACCACUCGUCUCCCUCGAUUACCACUUUGACGGACGCCAACACCACGUUCUCCCAGAGUGCAGCUGUGCCAGAGGACGGCUUCACAAUCUCCGGUUCAGCCUGCUAUGCCAUGUCUGUAGCCAAAUCUGAACUUCUUUCUGAAAUAAACACAAGUCCUGCUGUCAACCCUUACCCCUUCACUCCCGUGGGUGUGUUUUCACACUGGAUCACCAAUAAUGGCCAACUGUCAGAGCUGAUCUAACUGAUUUGUAUGUGCAUUACAUGUGAUGUCCUAAAGUUAAGCUUUUUAGAUUCAUAUUUUUAGACUUGAAUAAAUGGUUUUUGAUAAAG
Molecule: messenger RNA, 1975 nt
Organism: Thunnus maccoyii (southern bluefin tuna)
Lineage: Eukaryota; Metazoa; Chordata; Actinopteri; Scombriformes; Scombridae
Gene: med1l
Exons: 17
Coding region: 93-1886 (597 amino acids)
Biological process (GO): cellular response to thyroid hormone stimulus; regulation of transcription by RNA polymerase II
Cellular component (GO): mediator complex
Molecular function (GO): nuclear thyroid hormone receptor binding; nuclear retinoic acid receptor binding; nuclear vitamin D receptor binding
Source: RefSeq, a predicted model, not a curated record